AUGAAGAGAGUCUUCGGCGCCAAAAAGAACAAAGAACCUCCUCCUUCCAUUGAAGAUGCCAACGAAAGGAUUACAAAACGAGGUGAUAAUGUGGAUGAGAAGAUUAAGAAGCUUGAUGUUGAACUCAGUAGAUACAAAGAACAGAUCAAGAAAACAAGGCCUGGUCCUACUCUCGAAGGUAUUAAAGCUAGAGCCAUGCGAGUUCUUAAACAAAAGCGAAUGUAUGAAGGUCAACGUGACAUGUUGUACAAUCAGACAUUCAACCUCGAUCAAGUUCAAUUUGCUGCUGAGGGAAUUAAGGAUGCUCAACAAACUAUGUCAGCUUUGAAGUCUGCCAACAAGGAUUUGAAGGGAAUGAUGAAAACUGUGAAGAUCCAAGAUAUUGAUAACUUGCAAGAUGAGAUGAUGGACUUGAUGGAUGUUAGUAAUGAAAUCCAAGAGACUUUGGGUAGAAGCUAUAAUGUUCCUGAUGACAUAGAUGAGGAUGAACUUUUGGGUGAACUUGACGCUCUGGAAGCAGACAUGGAAAAUGAAUCUGAAGGGGUUCCCUCCUACCUCCAACCUGAUAAAGAAUCUGAUUUGGAUUCAGAGCUUAACUUACCUUCAGCUCCAACUGGUCAAACAGCAGUGCCACAUGGCAGAUCCAAUGUCCAAACUGAAGAUGAACUGGGUUUACCUGCUGUUCCUCGGGCAUCCCUACGCGGUUGA
Messenger RNA from Lathyrus sativus (Indian pea), 708 nucleotides. Lineage: Eukaryota; Viridiplantae; Streptophyta; Magnoliopsida; Fabales; Fabaceae. The record is from the annotation of a GenBank genome assembly.